Messenger RNA from Limulus polyphemus (Atlantic horseshoe crab), 717 nucleotides. RefSeq names its product allatotropin-like. NCBI's taxonomy places the organism in Eukaryota, Metazoa, Arthropoda, Merostomata, Xiphosura, Limulidae. Gene Ontology annotation, molecular function: calcium ion binding. The coding region runs from base 226 to 543 and encodes 105 amino acids. The transcript is spliced from 4 exons. The record is from RefSeq and is a predicted model, not a curated record.
GCUGCAUGCUCAGAGAACGGAAGCUAUUGCACCCCACCUAUUAGAAUAGAGAGUUAAUCAAAAAGAGAAAACUGUCAAGUGGAACAAAAUCUGUUGCAUCUUAAUUUAUAAGUUACUGUCCAUAACUAAACUGUCCAGCUGAAGAGUGAGGCCAUUCGUUACCAGUUUACAUCCGAGAAAAGGAACAAUUCUUUAGUUUCGGAAACAUACAAAAGAAGAAGAAGAAUGAUGAUGACUGGAGGGUUCUGUGUGAUCGUCAUUGCCUGUCUUUUGGUGAUUACCACUGAUUCUAUUCCCACUGGCUCCCUCUCACGGCAAGAAAGAGGAUUUCGCAACGCGGGUCUUUCGACUGCAAGAGGAUUUGGCAAACGGACGUUGGAAGACUUUAAGGACAUAGGCCUUGAUAGCAAAUCAAUUCCACUGGACUGGUUUGCCGAUCAGCUUAGCAGAAAUCCCACCCUGGCCAAAUUGUUGGCGAAGAUCGUGGAUUUAGAUGGUAACGGUUUUGUCUCCCAGGAUGAGCUGUACAAAGCGCUGUUGUGAUGUUUCUUCAACCUGAUGUUAGCACGGUUUCCCUGAGAUGUAUAAUGAAGUUAACAAAAAAGAACAUAAAUGCACACAGAUGUAAUAAAAUGUCCACCCUUUACGUCCCAAUAGAUGAAUCUCAGAUCCCAGAUUUUUUUCAAUCGAAUAAAAGUCUGUUUUAGUUGAGAACUA